Molecule: messenger RNA, 930 nt
Organism: Clonostachys solani
Lineage: Eukaryota; Fungi; Ascomycota; Sordariomycetes; Hypocreales; Bionectriaceae
Source: the annotation of a GenBank genome assembly
AUGGCUUUGGCUAAGAUCGGUCACGGUUUGAUCAACCGAAUAUUCCCAUCCGAGCAACCUUCCCCAGAAGGGAGGGCAGAGCAAGGCUACCCACCACACGAGGCCCAUGGACAUGGACACGGACGCGUCGAGUCUCCUCUUGGGGACACCAAAGAUCGUCGCAUGACAGUUAUGACGCUGGACCCCAGCGCCCUGAUCCCUCCCGAAGACAAGCUUCUCAUCUUCCGAACGCUGACUGGCAUCGACACGGUACCGGCUGUGAGUAACGCCGGGCACGCGGUGCGAUCGGCCGCCAACAUCGGCCUCUACACACGAGUGGUCCGCAACGAGCGGUUCGCCAAGAAAGGAUACCGAGUCUCGGCCGUGUCAAUCAACAGCUUCCUGGGUCUGCAGAUCAUCAUCGGAGCAGCCCUGACGGCGCUAGGAGCCGCCAAUGGAUCUUACAACGCCAUCAUGGGGCUUGGAGUCUUCAACACCAUCAUUGCAGGCCUGCUGGCGUACAUCAAGGGUUCCGGGAUGCCCAACAAGUUCAAGCGGAGCGAGUACGAGUGGCGCAAGGUGCGCGAGUAUAUCGAGCAGCGGGAGCGGGAGCUGUGUCUGGCGGACUCCGGCUUGGACGUGUACUAUGAGGUCAAGGUGGUGGAGGAGAUGUAUUACCGGGUGAGGGAGGAGCUGUUGGCGGGGAUCAAGGAGCCGGCGUACCGGCCGGCAGAGCAGGCAGAUGCCACAAGGCCGAAGAGUGAGCUUGGUAGGUCACAGUCGAUGCUGAGGAGGCAGUCGAUGGGCUCGGAGCCAUCCUAUGCUGCGCCUGGAGGUGGUAUCCAGCAACAUAAUAAUAGUAAUAGCAACAACAGUGCUGGGAUUGGUGGUGGUGGUGGCGGAGCGGCAGUCGGAGGAGCGCCUAUGGGGACUAUUGACGAGAAGCACUGA